Dromiciops gliroides (monito del monte) is the source of this 1317-nucleotide messenger RNA. It is a transcript of the gene ASB18, whose product is annotated as ankyrin repeat and SOCS box containing 18. The coding region runs from base 1 to 1317 and encodes 438 amino acids. The transcript is spliced from 5 exons. Lineage: Eukaryota; Metazoa; Chordata; Mammalia; Microbiotheria; Microbiotheriidae. The record is from RefSeq and is a predicted model, not a curated record. Gene Ontology annotation, biological process: intracellular signal transduction. Gene Ontology annotation, molecular function: protein binding.
AUGGCCACAGAUGGGCUGCCAGCCCUAGGGAGGGCAAAGCUCCGAAUCUUUCAGAAGAUGGAGAGAGACCCCCCUCGAAGUUCUGCUCCUGCAGACCAGUACCACACAGCCCUGGUCACCGGCGACCUGGGAAGCCUCCAGCCACUGAUGGCCCAGCACUAUGGGGAUGCCAAUGUAGUCUUGGAGAUCAAUAAGAAUGAGAUGGAAUGGCGGGUGAAAUCUCCGGCCACUUUUGGACUAUCAGGCCUCUGGUCCCUCGAGUAUAAGAGAGAGCUCACCAACCCUCUCUGCAUCACUGCCAGUCAUGGCCAUACUGACUGUGUACGCCACCUGCUACGCUGGGACGCUGAUGUUAAUGCAGCUCCGGGUGGGAAGAGUGCCCUGCAUGAGGCCUGCCAAGGAGGUCACACGGACUGUGCGGAACUGCUCCUGGAACAUCGGGCUAACCCCAACCUGAUGAGUGAUGAGGGCUUGACUCCACUCCACCUGUGCACCUCCCCCAAAACUCUCAGAUGUGCCCAGAUGCUGGUGAAGCAUGGUGCCAAGGUAAACCAACUGAGCAUUGAAGGCCAGGAAAGCCCCCUUCAUGUUGCAGCGAAGCAUGGCCUAGCAGAUCAUGUGCUCCUGUACCUACAACAUGGGGCCAGUGUGGACACCAGGAAUAGCCACGAAGAGACACCUCUCAGCGUGGCUUGUGGCCAAGUCCAGGAGCCCCAUGGCCAGGAACCCUACUUGGAAGUGUGCCGCCUGCUACUGCGCCAUGGUGCAGAUGCCAAUGCCACUGAUGAGGAAGAGAAGAGUCCCCUCCACAAGGCCUGCAAGAAUGCCAGCCACCGCUUGGUCCAGCUGCUGCUACAGAACCAGGCCAAGGUGAAUGUUUUUGACUACAGCGGCAUCUCCCCCAUGGCCUGUGUCCUGCAAACUGCCUCCUUCAAGAGGGAGUGUAGGCCCCAUCAGACAGUGCAGACACUCCUCAACCACGGCUCCCAGAGGAUCUGGCCCGGGGCUUUUGAGAAGGUCCUGAAGUCUUGUGCAUCCACCCCAGAAGUCAUUGGGAUCCUUUUCAACUCCUACUCAAAGCUCCGGGUCUCAGAGAAGUGGAAAGAAGUAAUUCCUGAGGAAGUGUUUCAGAUGCAUCAGUCUUUUUACCAGUCUCUCUUCACGCUAUCUCACACCCCUCGGUGUCUGCAACAUCUGUGCCGCUGUGUCAUCCGCAAACACCUUGGCAGCAAGUGCUGGUCCCUCAUUCCCCGGUUGCCUGUGCCAGAAUCUCUGCAGCAUUAUCUCCUGCUGGAGAUAGAGGGUUUGUUACUCUGA